AUGAAAAAAUCUUUCCUUCUUUCUUUUUUCUUUAUUUCAUUUUUGGAGCGGAUUUUUCUUCUUUGCUGUUUUAACAGAGUUUUCUUUGAUCUUUCUUUCUUUUUUGUUUCUUUCUGCGAACUAAUUUUUCUUUUGUUUUCAAAGAUCUCACUUUCUUUCUUUCUUUCUUUAUUUUUGAGUACUAAUUUUUCUUUUCUUUUGUUUUCAAAGAUCUCACUUUCUUUCUGUCUUUCUUUCUUUCUUUCUUUUUUCUUGAAAAUAAUAUUUCUUUUUUGUUCUGUUUCAGAAUUUUUCUUUCUUUCUAUUUUAGGACGGCUUUAUAUUUUCAUUCUUUAUUUCAUUCGUUCUUUCUUUCUUUCUUUCUUACUUUCUUUCUUUUACCUUUUUUCUUCUUUUUUUCUUUCUUUCUUUCAUUCUAUCUUUCUUUUUUUUGCUUUUUUCUGCCAUUUUUUUCAAAUCGCUUCUUUCGUUGUUUUAAAACCUUCAUUUGAUCUUUCUUCCAUUCUUUCUUUCUUUCUUUUUUUUCUUUCUUUCUUUCUCCUUUCUUUCUUUCUUUCUUUCUUUCUUUUUUUUCUUUCUUUCUUUCUCCUUUCUUUCUUUCUUUCUUUCUUUCUUUCUUUCUUUCUUUUUUUCUUUUUUUUCUUUCUUUCUUUCUGUUUUAGGAUGGCAUUAUAUUUAUUUAAUUCGCCUUUCUACCUUUCUUUUCUCUCCUUCAGCCUUUCUUUCUUUCUUUCUUUCUUUAUUUUUUUUUUUUUUUUUCUUUCUCCUUUCUUUUCUUCUUUCUUUUUUUUUUUUUUCUUCUUUCUUUCUGUUUUAGGAUGGCAUUAUAUUUAUUUAAUUCGCCUUUCUACCUUUCUUUUCUCUCCUUCAGCCUUUCUUUCUUUCUUUCUUUCUUUCUUUUUUUUUCUUUCUUUCUUUCUCCUUUCUUUCUUUCUUUCUUUCUUUCUUAUGACGACUUUUUAUUGUCUUCAUAUUUCUUCUUUCUUUCAUUCUAUUUUUUUGAUCUGCUUUUUUUUCUCCAUAUUUUUAUUUCCAAUAUUUAUUUCGUUUUUCUAUCUUUUUUUCAGUUUUUUUUUCAUUUCUUUUCAUGCUGAACUUGCUUUUCCCAUCAUCAAUUUUUUUGCUUCGAUUUUCUGUCUACUUUCAUUUGAAAAGGAUUUUUCCUGUUUCUCUUCCUGUCAUGUUUUCUCCCCUUCCUGUUUAAGAUUUCCUCCAUUGAUAUAUUCAUCUUUUUCAAGCUCUGUCAUAAGUAACCAUCUCUCUGUAUUCAUCAAUUAUUUCCGGCAAAGCUUAACACUGGCUUCGAUUCUCCCUGCCAUAAUUCUAUGGAUAUUCCCACCUUCUUCAGUUUUGCCUCUCACUUCCCAAGGCCUCUCUUUACGUCCUUUCAACAUUUUAUAUGUUGCUAAACAUUUUCUUCCAUUUCUCCACGCCAUACCCUUGUGUCGUCUGCAUUCUUUGAUUUCUAUUCAUUUUGACUUGGUUUUUAACACUUGCUUUGCAAAAUUUUCUUUUUCUUUCCUCAAAUACGUUACAAAUUCUUUUUUCCUUUCUUUCAUUUUCUUUCUUUCUUUUUUUUUCUUUCUUUCUUUCUGUCAACUCUUCUGUUUUUCUCAUUAA
Acanthosepion pharaonis is the source of this 1620-nucleotide messenger RNA. The record is from the annotation of a GenBank genome assembly. NCBI's taxonomy places the organism in Eukaryota, Metazoa, Mollusca, Cephalopoda, Sepiida, Sepiidae.